AUGAAUGCCCUGAGUGAGGAGUUGCUCAAAAUUCCCAUCCUGGAGCAUGACCUCUUCGCGGACGAUUCAAAAGUCGUAACAAAGGCUAGGGAUAAGAACACUAUAGAGCUCACCCUGAAGCUGGUAGUUCACCGCAUAUCAAAAUGGACGAAACAGAACCCUAUGGAGAUCAGCGCGUCCAAGACGAAGUAUGUCUUUUUUGACGCCACUCUUACGGGCAGUCUCACGCUCCAUGCAAACGGUGUGAAGCUUGAGGAAGACCACACGACUUGUCUACUCAGGGUAGACGCCUCACCCUCUUCGCAGAGUCAGCAACCGCGUGAAUCUCAAACUCCACACCGCCAAGUCCCGCUUCAUCAAGAUAAAAGCAGUGUCUGCAGCGGCUUGGGGUCCCAAGUACGAGGUGCUACGCCCACUGUACAAGUCUCUCAUACAUUCGAAACGUUUAUACGGUGCAGUAGCAAGGCGGAAUACAGCCACCCCCACAACAAUCGACAACCUUGA
Molecule: messenger RNA, 504 nt
Organism: Trypanosoma grayi
Lineage: Eukaryota; Euglenozoa; Kinetoplastea; Trypanosomatida; Trypanosomatidae
Exons: 1
Coding region: 1-504 (167 amino acids)
Source: RefSeq, a predicted model, not a curated record